AUGUAUGUAUGUACGUAUGCAUGUAUUUACUAUGUAUGUAUGUAUGUAUGUAUGUAUGUAUGUAUGUAUGCAUGUAUGUAUAUGGUAAUAUGUAUGUAUGUAUGUAUGUAUGUAUGUAUGUGUUAUGUAUGUAUGUGUGUAUGUAAGGAUCUAUCUCUGUAUAUAUGUAUCAUGUAUGUAUAUAUGUAUGUAUGUAUGUAUGUAUGUAUCUAUGUAUGUGUAUGUAUGUAUGUACGUAUAUAUGUAUGUAUGUAUGUAUGUAUGUAUGUAUGUAUGCAUGUAUGUAUGAUGUAUGUAUGUAUGUAUGUGUGUAUGUAUGUAUGUAUGUAUGUAUGUAUGUGUGUAUGUAUGUACGCUGUAUGUAUCUAUGUAUGUACGUAUGCAUGUAUGUAUGUAUGUAUGUAUGUAUGUAUGUAUGUAUGUGUAUGUAUGUAUGUAUCUAUCUAUGUAUGUACGUAUGUAUGUAUGUAUGUAUGUGUGUAUGUAUGUGUGUUAUACGUAUAUAUGUAUGUAUGUAUAUAUGUAUCUAUGUAUGUGUGUAUGUUUGUGUGUAUGUAUGUAUGUAUGUAUGUAUGUAUGCAUGUAUGUAUGAUGUAUGUAUGUAUGUAUGUAUGUAUGUAUGUAUGUAUGUAUGUAUCUAUGUAUGUAUGUAUGUAUGUCUGUAUAUAUGUAUGUAUGUAUGUAUGUAUGUAUGUAUGUAUGUAUGUAUGUAUGUAUGUAUGUAUGUAUGUGUAUGCAUGUAUGCACGUAUGCAUGUAUGUGUGUAUGCAUGUAUGUAGUAUGACCACAAAUGUACGAAUGACUUGUGGGUAUGCUUGUUGUUGUUUCAUCACACCCUUUACAAAUGAUAUAAAAGAUGAAUAU
This is a messenger RNA of Soboliphyme baturini, 864 nucleotides long. The record is from the annotation of a GenBank genome assembly. Lineage: Eukaryota; Metazoa; Nematoda; Enoplea; Dioctophymatida; Soboliphymatidae.